This is a messenger RNA of Didymella exigua CBS 183.55, 705 nucleotides long. Its product is annotated as DUF1264-domain-containing protein. Bases 1 to 705 code for a protein of 234 amino acids. NCBI's taxonomy places the organism in Eukaryota, Fungi, Ascomycota, Dothideomycetes, Pleosporales, Didymellaceae. The record is from RefSeq and is a predicted model, not a curated record. The transcript is spliced from 3 exons.
AUGGACUCCCUUCCGGUAGCCAACAAGACAGCCGGCGAGCCAGAGAGCUUGAUGAACAAAACGUUGGAGACAGGCGCCGCUGCUGUUCAGAACUUCGAUCCUGUGCAGAGAAUCUGCGCACACCUUAAUGCUUUCCACGCAUACGCACACGACCCCACGCGCGACGCUGUCGAGGCCAACCACUACUGCGCACAUCUCAAUGACGAUGUAAGACAGUGUAUCUUGUACGACUCGCCUGUGCAGCCAGCACGCAUAAUCGGUAUUGAGUAUAUGAUCAAGCCGCAUCUGUACGAGUCCUUGGACGAGGAGGAGCAGAAGCUGUGGCACUCGCACGUGUUUGAAGUCAAAUCCGGAAUGUUGAUCAUGCCCAAGCCCAGAGCUGUUCCAGAAGUAGCGUGGGAGCUUGCUGAGAACAAGGAGAUGGAGGAAGUAGUCCACCUCUACGGAAAGAUCUACCAUCUCUGGCAGACUGAUCGAGGCGACAAGCUGCCUCUUGGCCCACCGCAACUAAUGACCAGCUACACGUCGGCUGAUCAGAUGCCGAACUUCGACAAGGUGAUGGAGGAUCGAGACAAGCGCUUUGGAACGGACCACACGCGCAAGAAGAAGGUGCGCGAGUAUAUCCAGGUUCCGGAUAUCCACAGGAAUGCAGACGCUACGUGGGCAAAGGGUGGCCUUGGGCAUAGCGGCGAGAAGCAGUCGUAG